CACUCUUCUGUAAGAGGAAUCAUAUUCACUCUUUGGCAAGCACCGCUUUUGUUUAUACACACAGCCAUUGUCAAGAGUGGCGUCAGUACUUCUUUGAUUGUGACUUGGAGGGAGAUGGAGUUUGCCGGGACGCUGUGAUUGGCCGGUGUCUUUCCUUGUCAACCUAUCAGGAGGAUUCUGACGGUCUGUCGGUGGUGAGCAGCUACUGUGGUGUCAAUGGAGGUCGUCUGGGUUAUGAGGAGAGCUCUUUGUGCAUCCUGAGCCCCGACUGUGAGCUUUAUAUCUGUGACGGCGACGACGACGACGACAGCACAGACAGCUGUCGUGACCAGAGUGACUACCAAGAGUUCAGCGGCUCUGUCAGUGCAGAGGACGAUUACCUGCCAAUACGUUCAACCAAACUCAGCAUGACCCGACUUGACCCUCCACCUCACCGACCCAACCCUCGGGCCUGGAUGGAUGAAGCUCGAAGCAGAGAUGGCUUCAGCAGACGCUCAGAGUUAAAAGAAGACAGAGAGAGGCGUGAAAGUGGCUACUUCUCCCUGGGAAGGGCAGCAGGCGCCCGUUCUCUUCAGGAUAGCAGCCCACCUGCUCCUUUCCGCCAUUUUGAGAGAGGUCAUCCCAUCUUCAACAGCAGAAACGUUGAGCCCAAAGAUACCAUCCCCUUCAGAAAUCCUAAUCUUGGUGUGGCCUCAGAAAGGCCGAUUCCAGAGAAUCUGAAUGAGGAGCUGCCUGUGGAAAUUCCUCCUGACCCUUAUGAAAUUGCAGUUGAGGUUGAGGCACAAGUUGGCCCUCGCUCUCCAAGCCCUACUCCUUUUAAGAUAGCAGAGUCGCUGGCCACAAGUUCCCGAAAGGGUUUCAGCACCUCAUAUGGCAGAGGAAAUCCACCUUCUCACAGCUCUUCCUAUCAACAGUCAGGGCGUUAUGAUUCCUCAAGGCAAGGCUCAGCUCUUCAAUCUCGCUCUUCCUCUCCAUCACGUGGAAACUCACUAUUUAGGCGCAGUGAGUCCACUGCUUCACUAAGCAGGCAUAGCUUUGAUGGUGGAGGGUGGUCUAAAGGGACAGAGUCAGGAUCUAGAGGCACCUUGCAAGGGACACAUGGGCGACGUGUUGAAUCUGGGACUCUUCCAAGAAACUUCAAAUCAUUUGCUAGUCCAGUCAAAUCCCAAUCCAGCACGAUAUCCAAUUUUAGGGGUGCCUUGCGGAAAACAGAAGAAAAUGGGUCUUUAAGCGGUCGGCAUGGUGACAGCAGAAGCUCUUCUCCGUCGAGGAGGGAAUAUAAGUCUUUCGGCCAAAUGUCUCUUCGCAAAGCUGUAAGCACUACUAGUGUAUCACAUGGACAUGGUAGCAGCAGUCGUACUGCCUCUCCAUCUCGGAGAACUUCGGAUAGUUUGCGUGACAGACACAGUUUCUCACCAACAAGGAAUAAUUACAGCUCAUCUAGCCAGUCAAUCCUUCGUAAAUCUGAAUCAGUUUUGUCUUUAAAUGGACGUAGUCACCAUGGACGCUGUGGCUCCCCCAUAAGAGAAGGUUAUGAUAUUGAAAGCCAGACUCUGCUGCGUAACCCAACAGCAAGAAAUGGACUGAAUGAUCAAGAACAUGAAGUCCCCACCGUGUCCCCAUCUAGACGAGGCUAUGACAAACCAAGUCAAUCAAUACUCCGUAAGACCGAACCAAGUACUGCUAGUGGCAGCCGAGGUCGGGACAGCCGUUCUUCCUCCCCUGGAAGGAGAGCCUAUGAAAACCCUUCCCAGUACCAACUUAAGAAAACAGACACCAGUGGUUCAUUACAUGGUCGUAGCCAUGAAAGUCGUAACUCUUCCCCUUCAAGGAGAAACUACGAACCUCCUUCCCAGUCUCUACUGCGCAAGUCUGAAUCUAACAGUUCAGUCAGAGGUCGUGACAGCCACAGUUCAGUGGCUGUAAGAAAAAGUUAUGAUGUUCCUGACCAACGUGUGCUACGCACAUCAGAAAUUGGCACUUCCUUUAACAGCAAGACUCAAGUCAAUCGCAACUCCUCUCCUUCUAGAAGAGGCAACCAUGACCCGCCAGGCUACUCAAUCCUCAGAACUGCCUCUAAUGGAGACUCCAGUCAUUCCUUUCAGAGAAAAAACACUCACAGUGAGGCAAAACCUGACUCCAGUCGCUCACCACACUCGUGGAGGGAAUCAACUCAUUCCCUCCGCAGCUCUUCAUUAUCUCGCUCUGCUUCACCCUCUCGACACGCCACAAAUGGCAACAGAACUGCUUUUGUCACCUUGGAAAAACCCAUGAGCUCUGGCAGCAUCAGAUUGGCUGAUGGUAGACAUAGCCGUGAGGAUUACUACUCCUCUUCUCAUGACAAGAGGUCCUCAUACCAUGCAUGGAGCCCAUCUCCUUCACCUCAGAUUCAGUUGCAGAGGCACACCUCCUCACAAAGCUCCAUGGAGUCCUCAGAGUCGGGCCAAAUCUCAAUGGGGUCCACAGGACGGAACAGAGAGGAGUACGCCAUGAUGGCUGACCUGCCAAAGGCCAAAAUGAUCCAUCAGAGGGAGGGUCCGGGCCACAUGGGACGACUACAGAGCCAGCAGCCUGUUCGGAGACAGGAGCUCUUCAAACCAGCCAGCCACUCCCUGAGCAAGUUUCCCUCCAGAGAGUGGUUAGAUACGGCGGAUACUGACAGAGAAUGGCACUACGGUGGCGGUGGACAUCUAUCUCGAGCUCACUCCUCCACCUCAUUACAGAGGUCUGGCAGUCCCACGGCAGAUGAGGGCAGUUCUUGGAAAGGUAAUCAUCACAGAUCGGAACAAAUGCAGCCUGACCUCUUGAACUUUAAAAAGGGAUGGAUGUCAAACCUGGACGACAGCGGGGAGUGGAAGAAGCAUUGGUUUGUUCUGACUGAUGCAGGCCUGAAGUACUACAGAGACUCAACUGCAGAAGAGAAAGACGACUUGGACGGGGAGAUUGACCUUAAAUCCUGCGUGAAGGUGUCAGAGUUUGACGUGGAGAAGAACUAUGGCUUUCAGAUACAGACACGUGAGGCUGUGUUCACACUUUCUGCCAUGACGGCUGGUAUCAGGCGGAACUGGAUCGAGGUUUUAAAGAAGUGCAUACGGCCCAGCAGCUCUCCAGACCUCACACAAUUACCUGACAGCAGCAGCGACAAGGAAAACUCCCAUUCUCGCUUUCUGCUGUCUUCCCGUCGCCCAACAUCACGACAUGGCGACGCCCCGUCAGACGUUCCAGCCUCCGCCCCUCCGACUUUACGUAGGUUUGACUAUGUCGAGUUGUCCCCUGUUCCCGCCUCCUCCAGCCCUCUCCCGGCCAGUCAGAGAGAAGCAGGGGAGGGGCAGGGGAGAGAACAUAGCCAAUGGCAGGAGGAGAGGAGUACAAGCAGCCAGUGGGAGGCUUUGCUGUCCAGGAAGGACGGCGGCAUGGGAUCCAACCAAAGACUACGCAUGGAAGAUGAAAUUGAGAAGAAGUGGGCUGAGUUUGAAAGAAUGCCGUUAAAGGAGAUGAGCUCCUCGCCACCAAUGGGAUUACGGUCUUCCAGCCAAUCAGCCAGUGAGGCGCUGCAGAGGGAGGUGGCGUCACUGAGGCAGCAGCUGGAGCAACUACAACGGGGGGGAGUAAGGGGAGGGAGAGGCGGAGGAAGCGUGCAGGGCGGCUGCGGCCCCGAGGCACCCUGCGGCCGCAGCCUGGCAGCCAUGGAGCGCGCUCACCGGCAGGCGCUGGAGGAGCUACAGAGGCAGCAUGACCGCCAGAUGAAGGAGCUGGAGACCGAGAAGGACAGGCUGUUGCUGGAGGAGACGCAGGACACCGCACGAGUGAUGGAGGCUUUGAAGAAGAAACACAGAGAGGAACUGGAGAGAGAGGUAGAGAAAGUGAAGAGGCUGAGCAGCGGGGUACUAGACUCACAGUCUUUGCGAGCCCAACAACAGGCAGAAGCUCAAGCCUUGCAGAGAGAACUGUCUGGACUGUCUGAGCGCUACUCCCAGAAGUGUCUGGAGCUAAACCGAGCCGAGCAGAAUAAUGCUGAAAGAGAAAGGGAAAUCAGCCGCAAGGAGAGAGAUAUGGAGCAGCUGAAAAAAGAGAACCAGGACCUAAAGACCCGUUUGACAGAAGAGAUCACCCGCAUACGAUCUACCAUCACAGUUCACGGCUCAGAGGAGAGGAUACCCUGUGAGCUGCAGGUUCUUCUUAGGAUGAAAGACAACGAGAUCGAGUACUUACACAAAGAGAUCAGCUGUCUGAGGAACGAGCUGCAGUUUCUUAACUUGGAAAAACAGCUGGCCUGCGAUCGAUAUGCCGAGGUGCACGAAGAGCUGAGCGGGAUGAAAGGCCGAAACGAGCGAGAGAUUCAGAGUCUUAAAGAGCACUUAAAGCUGGCAAUGGCUGCUCUGCAGGAGGGGCAGAAGCUGGGGAACAGCCUGGACCACUGAGAGGCUGCUGCUGCUGCUGCUGCUGGUACUAAUGCACUGGCAGGUGUGUCUCCACUUCAAUGGAAGAGAGAUGCAGAAAAACAGAGGAGAUAAGUGUUGUUUCCAGCUGUGGGGACCUUGAUCAUGCCUUCGUUUUCAAUCAUUCUGCCAAUGAACAGCGUAGAGUAGCCAUUAGCUGGUUUCAUUACACUGGGCCACACCGGAUAUAUAAAACUGCACUUUUAAUUAUGUUUAUUUUAGCUUUUUGCUUUUGUGAGUGCAAGCGUGUAUGAGUACGCAAUUGGUCCAAAAACUGGAAUAUUUGUUGAAUGACCUUUGUUUUUUUCUUUUUUUUUUAUCAGGUAUUGUAGAUAAGAGUUCAUACUGUAUCAGCUUUGGUAGUUGGAUAAGCUUCUCAUUGCCUCAUGUCUGCUGCCUGAGACAGCAGCGGUCAGAAGAGCUACUGUCAUUUCAGUUUCCCGUUGUACAGUUUUUCAUGUCAUGUUUACCUUGUCAAGAUGGCACACUUUUUUUCCUAAGAAAUGGGAGCUUUUCAUUUGCUGUAAUUAUUAUUUUUUACCUGGAAACAAUUGUUAUGCUCCAUCUUCUAUUUUAUUUGUGAAUACAUAUUUUUGGAAAAAAAUAUUUUGGGAUUUAAACAGGACAAGACAGCAAAAAUUCAAAUUCCUUGUUGAAUUGCAAAUUGAUCUAUGAUUGUGUAGAAGCAAAUUCAGGCGCAGCUUUCUUUGGGAUGCUUGUAAAAGCUGUUGGAUGAAUGUUGUCCCACAUUACAGAUGUCUUAAUUUUUUUACCACGGUUGAGAACUCCCAAGCUUUAAGUCUCCCCUGAUCUUUAUGGGCAUCUACAGUAUGUGCCACGACCACGACGAAUAACAAGUGUUGCAUCAAUGAGCCAAUUUUUUUUAUUGAUAAUAUGUAUUGUGAUAAAAUGACUUAUCUACUUGCCUUUUGAAAACAUUUUCAUAUUUAAUGUACUGUAGAGCCUCGUGUCUUUUCUUUGUAAAUUAUACACUUUUUUUGCAAUCAAUUAAAAAAAGUCUUGCAGUAAAA
Messenger RNA from Amphiprion ocellaris (clown anemonefish), 5470 nucleotides. It is a transcript of the gene triobpb, whose product is annotated as TRIO and F-actin binding protein b. Gene Ontology annotation, biological process: positive regulation of substrate adhesion-dependent cell spreading; actin filament organization. Bases 408 to 4421 code for a protein of 1337 amino acids. Gene Ontology annotation, molecular function: actin filament binding. The transcript is spliced from 17 exons. The record is from RefSeq and is a predicted model, not a curated record. NCBI's taxonomy places the organism in Eukaryota, Metazoa, Chordata, Actinopteri, Pomacentridae. Gene Ontology annotation, cellular component: actin cytoskeleton.